Metarhizium album ARSEF 1941 is the source of this 1629-nucleotide messenger RNA. RefSeq lists its product as uncharacterized. The record is from RefSeq and is a predicted model, not a curated record. The transcript has a single exon. Bases 1 to 1629 code for a protein of 542 amino acids. Lineage: Eukaryota; Fungi; Ascomycota; Sordariomycetes; Hypocreales; Clavicipitaceae.
AUGCGCCGGCAACACGCCGGUCUCCUUCCGUCAAAUCCGCGACUUGGCUGCGCACGAUUCUUUGCAGACCAAAAAAAGUUGGCAUGCACCAAGUCUCGACCAAGCCUACCGUUCCUCCUCGUCCCGAAAGCGAGUCCACCCAUCGUCCGAUCAUUCACCUCGGAGCGCAAAAGAUGGCUUAAGCACGAAGCAAAGCUAGUCGUCCGAUACACCGUCACCCUCUGGGGCGUCGCGAUAUGCGGCAUCAUGAUCUUCUUCGCGGUCAGCGAGGAAAACUCCGAACGGGAGUUCCCCACGCCCCACGAAUGGCCCUACCUGACGAGGAAAUUCCUCCGAGAUGCGCAACGCUGUCGGGACCCCAAAGACGGCGAGGUCAACUGGGCGCGAUGCCUGGAGCUAGCCCGGGCGGUGGUCAUCCGACUAGAAGAUGCCAAACUCGGCGGCGGAAGGGUCGUCAAGUUGAGCGACAAGGUCGACCCGAGCCUCGAAGUCCCCGGGGAGUUCAUCAACUGCGACAUCUCAGCCCAGUCGGAGGAAUGGAGACGCGGAUACUUCGAGGCAAUCAUGCUGGCGGCCAAGGCCGCAGAACACGUGGACGGCUGGCUGAGAGACACAAAGCGCAACGUGGUAUGCGCGCCCGAAUUCGUCAUAGGUCCUUCGAAUCCACAGCCGAAACCUAUUCCUCCGGGGCGACCACAUGCACCACGCGAGGAGGACUGCGAGCCGGCAUAUCCAGCGGCGGACAGAUGGUACGUGAAGAUCCUGGCGACGACCGGGCUGACGGCUCGACAAAAGAUGGAGGCCGCGCUGGAGUACGCCACCUUCAUGGAAUUCAAGCACAGACGACAAGGCUCGGAAGCCCUGUAUGCUCUCGUCUUGGCGGAGGCAUCCGCCGGACUCGACCCUUCCAAGCUGCCGUACGACCCCAAGACAUUGGUCGUCAGGAGCAAUGCGCCAGCACCGUCAAUGAACGUUCUCGAUGCGUUGACAGCACUCGCCAACUACAAGGCCCGUCAAGGCGACGUCUCAUCUGCCCUCGCCAUCUACGUAUCUCUUCUCAAAGCGCGCCGCUCUCUCUCAGACGCCCCGCCACCUACGACCUGGUCGCAGCCCAAGACACUCUCUCCAUACGAACGAUUUGUCGAGUUCUUCGGCCCCCCUGCCUAUCCUGACCCGGGACCAGACGGCACUCAGCCGCCGUGGAGAAGCCCCUACGAGCGAUGCCAGGAAGCAUCUCUCAACUUGUACAUCGGCGAGAUCUUGUACGCCACUUCUUCUCGAGACGAGGGGUUGGCCUGGACCAGAGACGGUGUCGACCUGGCAGAGGAACAACUGCGCGCGCUUGGACCGGCAAGCAAGGAAAAGGAGACGAAGCAGAUCUGUCGUGAGUGUCUAGCCGCAGGCCUAGGUAACUGGACGACAAUGGUAUCUCGACUGGCAAAGGUCGAGGAUGCCAGCAGCGGCGAUUCAAAGUCCAGGCUGUUUUCUUUCUGGGGCAGCUCUCAGGAUGCCCCAGGUCGAUGGGCAGCAGAGGCAGCUGUUGUCGAGGAACGGACCAGGAGGACGCGAGAGCUGAUGGAGGACGUGGCUCCACCUGGCAUGGGAAUUUGGUCGUACUUCAAGGCAUGA